Molecule: messenger RNA, 3220 nt
Organism: Pteronotus mesoamericanus
Lineage: Eukaryota; Metazoa; Chordata; Mammalia; Chiroptera; Mormoopidae
Gene: PGGHG
Product: protein-glucosylgalactosylhydroxylysine glucosidase
Biological process (GO): carbohydrate metabolic process
Cellular component (GO): cytosol
Molecular function (GO): protein-glucosylgalactosylhydroxylysine glucosidase activity
Source: RefSeq, a predicted model, not a curated record
UUCCGGCCGGCUCGGCGGCGGCGGGCUACUCUGCACUCCGGCCCGGGGCCCCAGCGCCGACCCGGCUAGAGCUGAGGGACGCGCAGGGCUGCGGCCCCUCCGUUGUGCAAGCCUCUCCAUGGCGGACGCAGGUGAAGACCCCACCCGAUUUACUGCCCACUCUCUGCCCAGUGACCGCCGGCUCUGGGCCACUGUGACCAACGCCUACUUGGGCACACGUGUCUACCAUGACACACUGCACGUGAGUGGCCUGUACAAUGGGGCUCUGGGGGACACUCACCGGGCCGUUCUGCCCAGUCCCCUCAACGUCCAGCUGGAGGCCCCUGCGGGGACAGGAGAGCGGCUGACCACAACUUUUGUCCUGGACACUAACACAGGCUCCUUUCUGCACACCCUGGAGGGCGCCGGCUUCCGGGCCGCCCAGCGCAUCUACGCCCACCGCACGCUGCCGCAGGUGCUGGCCGUCCACGUGUGCGUCACCCGCUCGGCCGCCGGGGGCGGGCCCGUCACCCUGCCGCUGCGGUCGGCCUUCUCCCCGGAGAGCCCGGACUUGGACCUGCGUCUGGGGCCUGACUUCCAGGGAGCCCGGUACCUGUACGGCCGCACCCUCACUCCGGAGCAGCCUGGGGGGCCGCAGCAGGAGGUGCACAUGCUGUGGACGCCGGUGCCCCCCGCCCUGACCCUCGGGGAAGGCCAGGAGCAGGGGACCUGGGAGUUCCUGGCCGUGGUGGGCGGCAGCCGGGCGGAGGCCCGGGCCUGCCUCGCUGAGGCCCUGCGGCUGCGGGCGCGCGGCGCCCUGUACUCGGCCCACGCCCAGGCCUGGGCCCGACUCUGGGACAGCUGCGGCCUGGAUGUGGGGGGGCCCCUGGCCCUGCGCCAGGCCCUCCGUGGUGCCCUCUACUACCUGCUCAGCGCCCUGCCUGAGCCCGGGAUCCCAGGACAUGUCUGCCACGGACUCAGCCCCGGGGGUCUCGCCAACGGGAGCCGUGAGGAAUGCUACUGGGGCCAUGUGUUCUGGGACCAGGACCUCUGGAUGUUCCCGAACGUCCUGCUGUUCCAGCCAGAGGCCGCCAGGGCUCUCCUGCGGUACCGCAUCCAGACGCUGGGCGGGGCCCUGGACAACGCCCGGAGCCUGGGCUACCAGGGAGCCAAGUUUGCCUGGGAGAGCGCGGGCUCUGGCCUGGAGGCCUGCCCCGAGGGCGUCUACGGGCAGCAGGAGGUCCACGUCAACGGGGCCGUGGCGCUGGCCUUCCAGCUGUACUACCACAGCACCCAGGACCUGCAGCUCUUCCGAGAAGCUGGAGGCUGGGACGUGGUCCGUGCUGUGGCUGAGUUUUGGUGCAGCCGCGUGGAGUGGAGUCCAGCAGAGGAGAAGUACCACCUGAAGGGAGUCAUGCCCCCCGACGAAUACCACUCUGGGGUGAAUAACUCCGUGUACACCAACGUCCUGGCCCAGAACAGCCUGCGCUUCGCUGCUGCCCUGGCCCAGGACCUGGGUCAGCCCAUCCCCACCCGGUGGCUGGCGGUGGCUGAGAAGAUCAAGGUGCCCUUUGACCAGGCGCAGAACUUCCACCCUGAGUUUGAUGGGUAUGAACUUGGAGAGGAGGUGAAGCAGGCGGACGUCGUGCUCUUGGGGUACCCCGUCCCCUUCUCCCUGAGUCCUCGCGUGCGCAGGAAAAACCUGGAGAUUUACGAGGCUGUGACAUCGCCCCGGGGCCCCGCCAUGACCUGGAGCAUGUUUGCCGUGGGCUGGAUGGAGCUGAAGGACCCCAGGCGGGCAUGGGACCUCCUGCAGAGGAGCUUCGCCAACAUCACGGAGCCCUUCAAGGCCAGCGGCCCCGCACCUGCCUCUCCCCCGGGGGCGGGGGUGGGAGCCCAGCUUUGGGGGUCGCCGCCCUGAUGGUCCCCCCUGACCUUCCAGGAAGAGGGACAGUGGCCUCGGGAGACCUGUGUCUUGAGGACCCGGGCCCUGACGACCUUGACCCUGCAGGUGUGGACGGAGAAUGCCGACGGGUCCGGGGCCGUGAACUUCCUGACGGGCAUGGGGGGCUUCCUGCAGGCGGCGCUCUUCGGGUUCACAGGGUUCCGGGUCACCAGGGCUGGCGUGGCCUUUGACCCCAUGUGCCCGGCGGGGGUCUCCGGCGUGUAUGUCUCUGGCAUCUCCUACUUGGGGAACAGGAUCGACUUCUCCUUCUCCGAGGGCACGGUGACGGUCGAGGUCAGGACCCCGGCAGGGCCCUGGGCCCCGCCGCUGGAGGUUGAGCUGUGGCCAUCGCAGGACCGGCUCCCUCUGCCCCCAGGGCGCAAGGUCUCCUUCCCCUGCUCUCCGGGCCGGAUACAAAGCUCAGCCUUGUAGGGGGCAGCGGCAGCAAGCGCUGCCCCCAGGAUGUGCUGGGAGACACUUACGAGACACAGAAGUCCACAGCAGCACCACCGGGACCCUUUGGGCCCUCCAGGCCCGCAGAGCCCCCACCCGGUACUGUGCUGGGCUCUGCCCCCGAGCCGGCAGGGCUGUGGGCGUCAGGGACGUCUCUGGGGUGCCCCCCUCUGGCGCUCCCCAUGCGGGGCCCCCGGCUGGCGGCCAGGCUCGCAGGCUCCGGGCCGGUCUGGACUCUGUGGCCUGACGUGCGUGACUCUCCGCCUCGAGCCUGAACCCCGGGCCGCCUAAAGCCCCCAGACAGGGGCCUUUGCCGAGGCCUCCCGCGCCCGCAGUCUGCACCGGCCCCUCAGGGCUGACGCCCGCACCCGCCAUGCCCCGGGGGGUGGGGGUGCGGACGCUCCGCUGCGGGGGCAGGGGCGGGCGAGGGCCACGGCAUCACUCCGACGCUCAGCCCCAGCUUCGCCAUGAGGAGCUUUCUGUGUCACGACGCGGAGGUCAGUCCUGGCCCAGGUGCUCUCGGGCUGUUGUGGGGGCUCAGCACCCGCAGUCCCCGACUCGGCCGCCCCAGUCAGGUCCGGCAGCCCCUGUCACACACCCUUCCUCGGCCGCGUGGGCUGUGGAGCAAGACCCCUCAUCUUCGCUCUGACCAGCCAGGAGGGCCGGGCCGGGUGCGCACGGGUGCAGAGCCGUGGCCCGGGCCUGUCUGUCCGGGGCAGGCCGCCCUCGUGGAGGUUCUGCCCAGCUUCUGCCGGGGCCUGGGCCCCACAGCGGGCACAUCAAGCUUCUUGAGGACGAAACGAGGAUCUUGGGGAGGGCUCCGCCUGUGUACCCCCAAAGAAU